This is a messenger RNA of Mizuhopecten yessoensis (Yesso scallop), 2016 nucleotides long. RefSeq lists its product as uncharacterized. The transcript has 5 exons. Lineage: Eukaryota; Metazoa; Mollusca; Bivalvia; Pectinida; Pectinidae. The record is from RefSeq and is a predicted model, not a curated record. Bases 65 to 664 code for a protein of 199 amino acids.
AGGCGGAGAUGAUCAGUCUCUCCCCUGAUAUUUACUUCUUUUGUUUAAAUCUUCGAUUACCACAAUGCAUAUCAGGUUAUUCUUGAUAUUUGUCGUAAUGAUGUGCGCCAUACACCAAGCGCCUGCUGUAUAUCGGGACCUCGCGUGCGUGGAGCCCGAGCCAGGAUAUGCAAAAAGAUUGUUUUAUUAUUUCACCACAAGUGAAAUUGAGAAAGUCUGUCCAACGGUUACUGAGCUGACAUGGCGAAUUGGAAAUGAGGUAUUCUAUAAUCUGCUGUGUGUGCUUCUAACCCUGCUGUUGAGCUAUGCAACGUUGGUCGGAAAAAUCGUCAAAGAGAAAUGGUCAGCCGCCGUGUCAAUGUUCCAAGAAUGGAGAGCUCGUCCUUCCCUCUGCCGUCACUGUGGUACUGCCCCGUGUCAGGUGAAAAGGAGAUCCGUGUGGAAGCUCGCCGGUACUCGUAAGAAAGACAAGGCGAAUUUUGCAAACGCCAUGAUGUUGUUUUACUAUGGACUAGAUUUGUCCGUGGUACUGACCAAAGAGCUGCCAUGGAAUGAGCUGCACCGGAAGAGGAAGUUCAUCCAGCAUUUUGAGGAGGAGCCUAUGGUGUUGUUCCCACUGUGCAUCCAGCGUCAUAUCAACUACUGGUACCCUGUCCCUCGCUAGAUUCGUUUCGCCGUUCGAAGAGAAGAAUGUGGAUUGCUUUCGGUGAUGGAAUAACAGUUUGAGAUUGACGUCUGAGACACGAUUGUAUUGUCUAAGUUGUUUUGAGGAUCACGAUCCGAUCCGAUUGGAAUGGUGUUUGGCCAAUGUUAUAUUGUACCUUAUUCUUGUUAUAUUGAAUUGUAACUCUAUGGAUCUUGACCACUAGUGGUUACGGGAAGAAUUGAACCGAUACCUGAUGAAUUGGCCAUUUAUAACUUAGCUAGUAUUGUCCAGCAGUGGUCCAAUUUAUAAAUGUCGAUGGUGUUUGUUUUAUUGGUCAGUUGCUAACAUGUUUAUAUAGGCCAUUCGGUGAUUUGAGUAAUUGUGGAGCUAGAAAGUUGACUAAGUAGCAUUGGUCAGUUCGAAGUCGUUCGCUGUAUGUUGAUGCUCUCGGUAUUUAUUACAUUACAAAGUUAGAACGAUGUCGAUCUUAACUGUUUGUUAGUGUUUCGAGAAAAUUUGUCAAAUACUCAACGAAUACAAUGUAGGCCAGCUCAAACCACCAGUGGUUCCACGCUGAUUACGGCUAUCAUUUCGAAGGUUCUAAUUCUGUCACAUCUUGAAAGAUAUCGGUCCCUCGUACAUUUAUGCUAUGCUUAGUAUUGUGGCAUAUCAAAAUGGAUUGAUUCUGCAAUGACCGCUAAUGGCAUGGUCUGAUGGUGCUGUCGUGGUCAGUUAUUUACUCGGUCAACCUGACCCACAGCUUCUGUAAAACUACCAACAUGCAUAAUUCUGUCCAUUUUGUACUUGCUUUUGCGAAUUUGUGUAGUAACAAUCAUGUGAUCAAUACAAUUCUUCAAAUUGAUUUUCGUGUUCAUAUACUAGUUUUGUAACCAUCGUUUUAAACAUGUCAUAGCUUCGUAAAAACGUAUGAAAUGUCAUACAUUGAAGUGAGACUUUGUUAUAUUACCGAUACCUCGGCCCGUAUUAAUGAGAACGUCAUCAUGCUCAAGCAUGGAUUCUAUAUGUUCAAACCAACUCUGUUACUCACUUAAAUAAUGACACUCUCAAAAUGCCAAAUGUUAACAUUGGAAAUAUACUUCGGCUUUAAGACUCCAUAAUUCUUCCAAAUCAUUGACAAAAUGUUUAUUUUACAUUUAUUACUGGAACAAGAUAUUGGGCUUGAGCACAGAAUCUGGGUUUGAGCAUGAGAACGUUUCCGUGAAUACGGCCCUUGAUUUACGGACAUCCUCUAAAUUUUUUAUGCAUCAUGAUAUGAUUAAAAGAAACUGAUGUAUCGCUAUAUCUACGUAUUUUACGGAUACAUCGUCAAAUCUGACUAUAUUACAUGUAUGAAGUCCCCCCUGAUGUUC